This is a messenger RNA of Zalophus californianus (California sea lion), 279 nucleotides long. RefSeq names its product DNA-directed RNA polymerases I, II, and III subunit RPABC4-like. Gene Ontology annotation, cellular component: RNA polymerase I complex; RNA polymerase III complex; RNA polymerase II, core complex. Lineage: Eukaryota; Metazoa; Chordata; Mammalia; Carnivora; Otariidae. Bases 1 to 279 code for a protein of 92 amino acids. The record is from RefSeq and is a predicted model, not a curated record. The transcript has a single exon. Gene Ontology annotation, biological process: DNA-templated transcription. Gene Ontology annotation, molecular function: zinc ion binding; DNA binding; DNA-directed RNA polymerase activity.
AUGGACACUCAGAAGGACAUUCAACCCACAAAGCAGCAGCCAAUGACACUUAUCUGUGGGAAAUGUCUCACAGAAAAUGACAUAAAAUCCAGGAACCCAGUCAGAUGCAGAGAUUGUGCAUACAGAAUAAUGUACAAGAAAAGAAUUAAAAGGUUGGUGGCUUUUGACACUCAACAAAACACAGAAUUCAGAGAAAUGCCUUUGUUUGUAUUUGGGUUUGCUGUUUUGCUUCUCAUUGUUGUAUGGAUUUUCAUCAGGACACUUACCUUUAUGAAAUAA